AUGGAUGAAGAUUUCGAGAAAUACCUUGCGACCGAAAUACUUUCAGAACAGCGCACAAUUUCCUACAGAAAUGUUGCAAGAGCACUCAAAGUCCAUGUGAAUACGGGCAAAUGCAUGCUCUAUGAAUUCCACAAGAUACAGAAUGACAAGAAGACGAACUCAAUAUAUGCAACAUACCUGAUAUCAGGAGUCAAGAAAGAUCAGAAACUUGCUCUCCAAAAGAAUGGCACCACCAAUGGCCAUACUCACGGCUAUGACGAGGAUGAACCAAUCCCUUCGAGCCCCCCUCCAUUCACCAGCUCCAUGCUUGAACCUACCCAGAAAAGCAGUCAGAAUACUCCAGCGGAUGACGAAGUUCGAAACUCGGUGCGAAGCGUGACGCUGACAAGAGAAGAAAGAUUGGAGUCAGUAAAAGAACAAUAUGAGACCAUCACAUCAAUACACAUCUACAGUCUAUCACCCGCACGAAUAGAAGAUCUCGUCACCCUGACUGAUAUUGGCCGUGGACUGUUCACAGACUCGUUCUCGAAGGAAGACCCACUAUUGCAGAACAAGACUUAUGGUGUAAUACAAAAUCCUAGCGUUCGAAGGCGAAAAGGCGUGCGACCCGUCGAGCCUGUUGAGCCACCUCCGAAGUUCCAGCCCGUGAGAGAUGAGCCAAAGAAGCCUAACUCAUUCUUUCCCGCAAAAUCUACAGCGAAACAGUCUGCUCCUGUAGUGGAAUCAAAACAGGAAAAAGAAGACACCGCAGCAUCUCGACCGAGCUCCCGCGAUAGCACAUCCACCGCAGGUUCCGCCAAACCAGCCACCCUGAAACGUGACUCUUCAGAUCUAUUCAAAGCAUUCGCCAAACAGUCGCAGCAGAAACCCAAGUCCACACUGUCACGGAAGCAAGAUGAGGACACCAAGAUGUCCGACGCGCCAACUUCAGAUCAGGAUGAGGGAGAAUCAGAAGAGGAGGCUUUGUUCCUCGACACAGGGACUCACAAGGCAGGAACGAAGAAACGAUCCAGUGACGUCAGGAAAGAACGAGACGAUCGAGCAGCCAAAUUGCGAAAAAUGAUGGAUAGUGAUGAUGAGAAUGAUAGUGCUACGGAGCCAAGCAAACAAGCCAGCAGUGAAGCGCCCAUCAAAGCGAGCGAGAAAACAAACGGAGAUGCUUCCGAUGAGGAAAAGGAGGAUGUCGCGUGGUCCGAAUCAGACACGGAGAAGAAAGCUCAGAACACUUCAAAGCCGAUACCCAGUGAACCAUCAGGUCCAAAACGUCGUCGUGGUAAACGCAAGAUCAUGAAGAAGCGAACCACAAAAGACGAAGACGGAUACCUAGUCACAAAGGAAGAGGCAGUUUGGGAAAGCUUCAGUGAGGAUGAGCCUGAACCAAAGCCCGCACCAACGAAGCCUGCUUUUGGCAAGCCACAACCGACCCCGAGUCAAGGCAAAGCGGGCGCGAAAGCUGGUGCGAAGAAAGCUAGUGGAAAUAUCAUGAGCUUCUUCGGGAAGAAAGCAUAG
Molecule: messenger RNA, 1509 nt
Organism: Exophiala bonariae
Lineage: Eukaryota; Fungi; Ascomycota; Eurotiomycetes; Chaetothyriales; Herpotrichiellaceae
Exons: 1
Coding region: 1-1509 (502 amino acids)
Biological process (GO): DNA strand elongation involved in DNA replication; DNA synthesis involved in UV-damage excision repair; nucleotide-excision repair, DNA gap filling
Cellular component (GO): delta DNA polymerase complex; nucleus
Molecular function (GO): DNA-directed DNA polymerase activity
Source: RefSeq, a predicted model, not a curated record